AUGGCAGAGGGAAGAAGCAUGAGUGCAAUAGUUGUUGUAUCGUUGUGCAUGUUGGUGCUUUGCUCUGACAUGGCUCAUGCAGCCCUCUUUGUGGUUGGAGGUAGAGAUGGUUGGACUACAACCGUGUCUUCUUGGACCGCACAGGUUUAUAAGGCUGGUGAUAAAUUAUUGUUUUACUACGAUCCGAAGAAACACAACGUGGUGGUAGUGGACCAGGGAGGAUACAACUCGUGCACUGCUCCGGCAGGAGCAAAAACGUAUAAUACAGGACAUGAUUAUAUUCAGCUACAGAAAGGAUCAAGCUACUUCAUUUCCUCUAUUCCUGGUGAUUGUCAAGCUGGGACGAAAGUUUCAGUUACUGUUCAAUAA
This is a messenger RNA of Vigna unguiculata (cowpea), 369 nucleotides long. NCBI's taxonomy places the organism in Eukaryota, Viridiplantae, Streptophyta, Magnoliopsida, Fabales, Fabaceae. The record is from RefSeq and is a predicted model, not a curated record.